AUGGGCGCGUCGUUAUCGAACCUAACGGAGAACGGGUCGGCCAACGGCGGGCCGGGAUUAGGGGACAUACCCGAGAGCUGCGUUGCCUGCGUUUUCCUGCACCUGACGCCACCGGAGAUCUGCAACUUGGCUCGGCUCAACCGCGCCUUCCGCGGCGCCGCCUCAUCUGACGCCGUCUGGGAAGCCAAGCUGCCCGCUAACUACCAACAGUUGCUCGACCUUUUGCCUGAAGAUAAAUACCAAGGGCUGUGCAAGAAAGACAUCUUUGCGCUCUUCUCUCGCUCUGUCCCCUUCGAUGACGCCAAUAAGGAAGUAUGGCUGGAUAGGGUUACUGGAAGGAUUUGCAUGUCAAUCUCUGCAAAAGCAAUGACCAUAACAGGGAUUGAAGAUAGGAGAUAUUGGAACUGGCUUCCUACAGAAGAAUCUAGAUUCCAUGUUGUGGCCUAUUUGCAGCAAAUAUGGUGGUUUGAAGUUGAUGGAGUGGUGAGGUUUCCUUUUCCUCCAGAUAUCUAUACUCUAUCAUUCAGGAUUCAUCUUGGAAGAUUCAGUAAGAGAUUAGGCAGACGAGUUUGCAAUUUUGAACAUACUCAUGGUUGGCAUAUAAAACCAGUGAGAUUCGAGUUCUCUACUUCGGAUGGACAGCAUGCCAUGAGUGAGUGCUGCUUGGAUGAUGCUGUACAGGAUGAUGUAAAUGGGUAUCGCAAGCGUGGGUACUGGAUAGAGUACAAGGUUGGAGAAUUCAUUGUUAGUGGAUCAGAUCUUGAAACUGAGGUUAGAUUUUCAAUGAAACAGAUUGAUUGCACACAUUCAAAAGGUGGGCUUUGUGUCGAUUCUGUAUCAAUCAUUCCCAGCAAUCUGAAAGGGCAUAGAAGAAAAGGAGUUCUGAAGUAAUCAUAAAUCACAUAUUGUCCAGUAUCAACACUGAUCCCAAAAGGUUUUAGUUGGGGGUUUAUUUUACUGAUCAUACUAAAGAAAAUGGUUGGUGUCAUGGAGGAUGUCAUCAUAAAUUUUUUCUUGUUAUAGGUAUGUCUCUUUUGUCCAUGUAAUUCUAAUUGCAUUGUAUUUGAUCAAGUUUUGUUGCAUAGUAUACCUUUGAUGAAGUUCAAUAGAAUUUACACUGCUUCGUUUUGGCUUUUACACACAAAAAAUAGUAAGUUUCCUUACUUCAAUGAUUUGUAAAUGAUGUAUAAUUUUUUGUCAGAUCACAAAGCCGUGAAUAUUGCAUGCUUUUCAUGUUUA
Molecule: messenger RNA, 1239 nt
Organism: Ipomoea nil (Japanese morning glory)
Lineage: Eukaryota; Viridiplantae; Streptophyta; Magnoliopsida; Solanales; Convolvulaceae
Product: F-box protein PP2-A15
Exons: 3
Coding region: 1-891 (296 amino acids)
Molecular function (GO): protein binding
Source: RefSeq, a predicted model, not a curated record